This is a messenger RNA of Aspergillus candidus, 1281 nucleotides long. Its product is annotated as Zn(II)2Cys6 transcription factor domain-containing protein. The transcript has 2 exons. Bases 1 to 1281 code for a protein of 426 amino acids. The record is from RefSeq and is a predicted model, not a curated record. Gene Ontology annotation, biological process: regulation of transcription by RNA polymerase II. Lineage: Eukaryota; Fungi; Ascomycota; Eurotiomycetes; Eurotiales; Aspergillaceae. Gene Ontology annotation, molecular function: zinc ion binding; DNA-binding transcription factor activity, RNA polymerase II-specific.
AUGGAUAUGGACAGCGAACAAAUCAACCAGAAAAGUCGAUCGCGGCGGACACAUCGCAAAUCUCGUCUUGGAUGUGGGAAUUGCAAGAAGCGCCGCGUCAAGUGCGAUGAAAAGAAACCAAGUUGCAAUAACUGCUUGUUGCACUCUAUCAGCUGUGACUUCCAAAUUCCAUCCUCCAGGUCCCCUUCAGCCGGCUCAACGCCACCACAACGGUACCAAUUCCGGCAGUCAAAAUACCAGACACUAGCACCUUCGCCAUCACAGGAUGAAGAUAAUUGCCGCUCUAUCGCAGUACAAUGCGAUCCCCCUUCUCCUCCAACCAGUCACUUGGUGACGGCUCCAGGAGGGGGAAUCUCCCUAGAGGACCUCCAUCUCUUCCACCACUUCACCACAGCAACCUCAAGUACAAUGGCAAAUGAAGCAAAAGACCCCCAAAAGGUCUGGCAAAUCCAUGUCCCUCAAUGGGGCAUGUCAUUUCCCUCAAUCCUGCAUCUCCUCCUCGCACUAUCGGCACUCCAUCUUGCAUAUCUGAACCCCGCCAGACGGGGAACGUAUACGCGUCAAGCAGACGAGCAUUUUAUGUUCGGCGUGCGCUCUGUUACGGCUGUUCUUGCUCUGGAUACGCUGAACUCGCAGAGCUGUCAGUAUAUCUAUAUAGCAGCCAUCAUGAUUUGUUUUGCGUAUUUUGCGCGCGGCCCGCGUGACGGCGAGUACUUGGUGUUCAAUGCCAAUGGAAAGUCAGAGUGGUUAGUACUACUACAUGGGGUGCGGUCGAUAUUAGCCCAGAAAAGUGAGGAGAUCUUCACUGGCGUGCUAGAACCGCAUAAUGAGAGCCCAGGUUUAGAUAUCGACAUGCGCGCCCCUGGGCUGGACGAGGAAUUGUCUCGGCAUAUCCAGCGCCUUCAAGAAGUCAGGGAAAUGGCUAAUCCCGAGACAGAAAGAAACAGGGAAGUCUAUGUUGGCGUUGUGGAUAACUUGGUUGAGUGCUUUGAGGAAGCAUACCGGCGACGGAGGACCGGGUACCACCCAACGGACCUGAUGCCGUACGCUAUGGGAUGGACGUUUCGACUCCCUGAUAUGAUGAUCACGAAGCUGGAAGAAAAGGAGCCGAUUGCGCUAAUUAUUCUUGCGCAUUGGGCUAUCCUGCUACGGUAUAUGAGAGGCUGUUGGUUUAUGGAACGGUGGGACCAGCAUAUCGUCUUGGGGAUCAAGGCGUGCCUCCCUGAGGCGUAUCAUGCGUGGGUUGAAUGGCCGGAGGAGAUUGUUGCUUAUGUGCCCUAA